AUGGCCAAGUCCAAGAACCACACCACGCACAACCAGUCCCGAAAAUGGCAUAGAAACGGCAUCAAGAAACCUCGAUCACAGCGAUAUGAAUCUCUUAAGGGGGUAGACCCCAAGUUCCUGAGGAACAUGCGCUUUGCCAAGAAGCACAACAAGAAGGGCCUGAAGAAGAUGCAGGCCAACAAUGCCAAGGCCAUGAGUGCACGUGCUGAGGCUGUCAAGGCCCUCGUGAAGCCCAAGGAGGUCAAGCCCAAGAUGCCAACAGGCGGCAGCCGCAAGCUCAGCCGACUUGCCUACAUUGCUCAUCCCAAGCUUGGGAAACGUGCUCGUGCUCGCAUCGCCAAGGGUCUCAGGUUCUGCCGGCCAAAGUCCCAGGCCAAGGCUCCAACCAAGGCCAAGCCACCUGCAGCUGCGGCUCCAGCUGCCAAGGGUGCCCAGGCCCCCACCAAAGCUACGGAGUAG
Molecule: messenger RNA, 459 nt
Organism: Rangifer tarandus platyrhynchus (Svalbard reindeer)
Lineage: Eukaryota; Metazoa; Chordata; Mammalia; Artiodactyla; Cervidae
Source: the annotation of a GenBank genome assembly